Messenger RNA from Rotaria sp. Silwood2, 1658 nucleotides. Lineage: Eukaryota; Metazoa; Rotifera; Eurotatoria; Philodinida; Philodinidae. The record is from the annotation of a GenBank genome assembly.
AUGGAAAUCGACGAAAUUUUGGACGACUCGGACUCAGCAUUGGAGACACAGAUUGGUGAUUUGGAUCUGUCCUCAACGGAUGAAGAAGACGAAGAUAACUACAUUUCAGCUACAAAUGCUCAGAAAAGACAUGCUGCUAGAAAAUGGCGUCCAUCUGGUUUCGAUCCCAAAGAGUUGGAAUUUUCCGAUAGAGCAUCAGGAAUCAACAGAGAAUUUAAAAUCGGAGGAAACAAACCAUCUGACUAUUUCAGAGCAUUUUUCGACGACGAACUAAUGCAGAAAAUUGUUGAAGAAACUAACAAUUAUCAACAACAAAAUGCAGCUCCAACUGCCGAAAAAACUGCAGCUUGGUACGACACGAAUGUGGAAGAAAUGUAUGUCUUUUUCGCCACUACAAUUUUGAUGGGAUUGAAUCAAAAGAAUCGCAUAAAAGAUUAUUGGUCAACAGAUAAGCUGCUGAUAACACCAAUUUUCGGAGAACUUUUCACCAGGAACAGGUACCUUUCUAUUCUUCGAUAUCUUCAUUUUGCUGACAAUACAACAGAAGAAGGGAAGCUGCGAAAAAUCCAGCCGAUCGUCGACAAUUUGAGAAAGAAAUUCAAAAAAGCAGUUACUCCAUGGGAAAACUUGUGCAUUGAUGAGAGUUUGAUGUUAUGGAAAGGUCGCCUCAGUUUCAAACAAUACAUUCCAUCGAAAAGACACCGUUUUGGUGUGAAGCUUUUCAUAUUAUGUGACUGUUAUACAAAAUUCGUCCUGAACUUUAUUAUUUACACCGGGGCAGAAACUGAAAUUGAUAGCUACCCUGAGGUUGGAAUAUCGGGUUCAGUAGUACUAACACUGAUGAAAAAUUAUCUGAAGAACAAUCAUACUCUCUUCGUCGAUAAUUGGUAUUCCAGUCCUACAUUAUUUGAAAGAUUACUGGAAGAAAAAACAAAAGCUUGUGGAACAGUGAGAAAAAACAGAAGUGGAAUGCCAUCGUUUGGAGAACUUUCAAAAGGACAACAAGCUUAUCAAACAACUGGUGAGCUGUUAGCACUCAAAUGGAUGGACAAAAGAGAGGUGCACAUGCUUACCACAUUGUAUGAACCUGUUAUGGUGGAAACUGGGAAGAACGAUAGAGAAACAGGUCGAAAAAUCAAGAAACCUCUCUGCAUUGCACAAUACAACGAGAAUAUGGGAGCCGUGGACCAAGUGGACAUGCAAAACAGUUUCUCGGAAUGUCUACGAAAAACAAUAAAAUGGUACAAAAAGUUGUUUUUCCAUUUAUUUGAUAUCGCCGUGCAGAACUCUUAUGCCAUGUACAAGAUGAAAAACGAGGAAAAUUCAGAACUUUCAGAGUUCCGUCUGCAACUUGCUCGAGAGCUCAUUGAAGAAUACGGGUCAAAGCGGCCACAAAUAAAAGGCAGACCAUCAACCGAUUGUCCACUACGCCUCACUGCUCGUCAUUUCAUCGAUUUUAUCCCAGGAGAUAAUGUCAAGAAACGCUGUUUUGUCUGUAGUCAUACAGUCAAGCGAGAAAAAAAACGAAGCGAUACAAGGUUUUAUUGUCCAGAUUGUGAUGUUCCACUAUGUAACCCGGAGUGUUUCAAACAAUAUCACACUUUGAAAGCCUUCUGAUGUUCACAUUUUGAUAAAUCUGAGAAGAAUAAAUCAUUUUU